Stylonychia lemnae is the source of this 1299-nucleotide messenger RNA. The record is from the annotation of a GenBank genome assembly. Lineage: Eukaryota; Ciliophora; Spirotrichea; Sporadotrichida; Oxytrichidae.
AUGCAAGCAUCAAAGAAAGUAACUCAAGAGGAAGCUAACCAAUAUCAUUCUGACCCAACUCCAGGCAAAUUCAAAAUUGUACCAACUAAGCCUAUGAACAAUCAAAGAGAUCUUUCACUAGCAUAUUCCCCAGGAGUCGCAGUACCAUGCCUUGAGAUCCACGCUAAUCCUGAGAAAGCAUUCGAUUACACUAACAAAGGAAAUAUGGUAGCUGUUAUCUCAAACGGAACCGCUGUGUUAGGUCUAGGUAACUUGGGCGCUCUAGCAGGCAAGCCAGUUAUGGAAGGAAAAUCAGUCCUUUUCGGUAAAUUUGCUGGAAUUAACUCCAUUGAUCUCUGUGUUGAUGCGUACACCAUAGAUGAGUUUGUUAACUGUGUGAAGUUUUUGGGACCAUCAUUCGGAGGUAUUAAUCUUGAAGAUAUUAAGGGUCCAGAUUGUUUUGAAGUUGAAGAAAGACUCAAGAAGCUCAUGAACAUCCCAGUGUUCCAUGAUGACCAACAUGGUACCGCAAUCAUUUGUCUAGCUGGACUCAUAAAUGCUUGCGAAUCAUCUGGCAAGAAGUUUGAGGACCUAAGAAUCGUUUGUAAUGGUGCUGGAGCUGCUGGCAUAGCUUGUGUUAAUCUAAUUCAAACCUAUGGUGCAAGAAAGGAAAAUUGCUUAAUGGUCGAUACUAGGGGUGUUAUUUAUCAGGGAAGAACUGAGGGUAUGAAUCCAUAAAAGGAAGGAUUGGCUGUAGACACAGACAGAAGAACUUUGGCAGAUGCAGUCAGAGAUGCUGAUGUCUUCAUUGGAGUGUCAGCUAAAGGAGCUUUAACAAAGGAGAUGGUUAAGACAAUGGCUAGGGAUCCUAUCAUCUUUGCAAUGGCAAACCCAGAUCCAGAAAUUACUCCAGAGGAUGCUAGAGAAGCUAGAGAUGAUGCAAUUAUUGCUACAGGAAGAUCAGACUAUCCCAACUAAAUCAAUAAUGUCCUUUGCUUCCCAUUCAUUUUUAGAGGUGCCUUAGAUACAAGAUCUUCUUAAAUUAAUGAGCAUAUGAAGAUGGCAGCUGCUAAGGCUAUUGCCGCACUUGCAAGAGAGCCAGUUCCCAAGGAAGUGCUACAAGCUUAUGGAAGAGAUACCAUGGAGUUUGGCAGAGAAUACAUUAUUCCAACUCCAUUUGAUCCAAGACUUAUAUAUGUAGUAUCAAAGGCCGUGGCUAAGGCUGCAAUGGAAUCAGGAGUUGCUAGAGUUCAAAUUACUGAUUGGGAUCUUUAUGACUAAUAACUACAUGAUAGAAUCAAGGGAUCUUAGAUCAUAUGA